AUGAAUUGGCAUUCUAAGUUUCGACAAGCCAUAUCCUAGACCUGUUUGUUAGCUGCACAAACAAAAGUAGGGCUUUAAAAAUUUUAUAAUAGAUAAUAUCAAAUAUUGGAGAAAAGAUUCAAAUUAAAUCUAUUAAUCAAAAUGUAGCAGUAAUAAAGAACACUUUAAAAGGUAAGUUCUAUGUAGGACGACACUUUUGGGUAAAUUCAUUCGAUUAAAAGAUGAACAUUUUUUUAUUUUAAUUCAAUUUAAAUGAUAUCUAUUGA
Molecule: messenger RNA, 266 nt
Organism: Paramecium octaurelia
Lineage: Eukaryota; Ciliophora; Oligohymenophorea; Peniculida; Parameciidae
Source: the annotation of a GenBank genome assembly